Drosophila ficusphila is the source of this 1124-nucleotide messenger RNA. RefSeq names its product BLOC-1-related complex subunit 6 (gene BORCS6). Gene Ontology annotation, cellular component: BORC complex. Bases 104 to 1036 code for a protein of 310 amino acids. The transcript is spliced from 3 exons. The record is from RefSeq and is a predicted model, not a curated record. NCBI's taxonomy places the organism in Eukaryota, Metazoa, Arthropoda, Insecta, Diptera, Drosophilidae. Gene Ontology annotation, biological process: lysosome localization.
GUGAAUACUUUUAGGUAUUUAUUGAGUUGUGUUUUUCCAAAACAUUUGGAGCUGCAGGUCUUCUUUGUUUUGAUUGGAUUCAAAGGCGCUGAAAACGUUCUCCAUGUCGCACCGCCACCAGGACAUCCCCAUCCGACCUCGGUACGGCUUAGACGAGGAGGCGAACAGCCAGGCGGAGGUCAGCGGGCCGAGUUCUGCGAGAUCCGGAGCCACGCCUGCAUCCUCGUACACGGAGAUCCCCUUUCUGGCCCAAUAUCCCGGCGCUGUACCGGAUCACGUGCUCCAGGAUCUGACGCCGACGGCGGUGGGGAAUCCUGCGAUGCCGGGGAGCGCAGGAAGAGCGCCUAACGGCGAGAGCUAUGUGAAUCUCGAUUCAGGCGAGGACGACGAGGAGGCGGAGGAGAAUGAUCCUGCGGAGGAGGAGGACAACAGCAACUCGAACAGCAACUCCAAGGACAGUUCCGGCGGCAUCCAGAUGCACAGGCGCCUGCAGGCGGACAGCAAUCUCCCCUACGAACUGGAGGGCACCAGCGACUCGGACGGAAUGCGCCACUUCGUGGCCCACGACUUGGAGGCCAAGCUGCGCGAGGGCGUGGCUGCCGCAGCGGAUUACUCCUCGGAACACACCACGCCCUCCACUUCCAUGGGUCACGGAGUUCCAGCGGGAAUGGGCACCUCCGGAAACGGGCUGCUCACGCGGAGGUUCCUGCAGUCCCGCAACAUCCCCGAAGUGGACGGCAGUGUGCUGAGCGACAUUGAGCUGGAGGCCCAGUACCUGGCCACCUCGGUGGACAACCUGCUCGAGAAUCUGGGCAACCUGCUGCACUCCAUCUCCUCGAUCACCGCCGACAACGUGGAGGUGCACCGGAACGCCGUCAACAAGCUCACCGACACCCUGGAUGCGAACAUCAAGUGCCAGUACCAACUGCUGGCCAAAGCGGAGGAGAUCACCAAGUCGAUGAAGCCCACGGAGCAGCUUGGCCUGCGCAUCAGGGAGAUCAAGCGACUGGUGGACAUGCUGGACAGCACCAUGUAGGAGAGGGCUCUGCAUCCUGUGAUCUGUGCAAUCAAAAAUAUCUUGUGUUUCUAGUCAUUCCUUAAAUACAUUUAAAUUAUGAAACAGA